AUGGACCUGCCCUGCGCCCUCGGGCUCGGGCCGCUGCUGGCCCUGCCAGGGGUCCUGGGCUCCGGUGGCAGUGCCAAGGACACCGCGGGCUCCAGCUCGGUCACUGUGAUCCUGCUGCUGCUGCUGCUGCUGCUGCUGGUCACCGGCCUGGCCCUGGCCUGGUGCCGCCUCAACCGGGACUCCGGCGGCUACUACCACCCGGCCCGCCUGGGCGCCGCGCUGUGGGGCCGCACCCGCCGCCUGCUCUGGGCCAGCCCCCCCGGCCGCUGGCUCCGGGCCCGGGCGGAGCCCCAGUCCCCGGACAAGGACCCAGAGCAGCAGGAGGACGAGGACGACUACAGCCUGGGUGGCGGCCCGGGGGAGGCCGAGCCCCGGGAGGAGCCGCGGCGUGGAGAGGAGCACGGCCCACAGGCCGGGGGGCCCGCACAGGAAGCUCACGGCGGCCACCCCGACGGGGGCCUGGGCCUCGGCCCCCAGGAGCUGCGCGGCUCCGGCGGCAGCGCCGAGGCCCUGCUGAGCGACCUGCACGCCUUCGCGGGCAGCGCCGCCUGGGACGACAGCGCGGGGGCGGCUGGGGGCAAGGGCCUCCAUGUCACCGCGCUGUAG
Messenger RNA from Pipistrellus nathusii (Nathusius's pipistrelle), 606 nucleotides. Lineage: Eukaryota; Metazoa; Chordata; Mammalia; Chiroptera; Vespertilionidae. The record is from the annotation of a GenBank genome assembly.